This is a messenger RNA of Sorex araneus (European shrew), 2740 nucleotides long. RefSeq names its product snail family transcriptional repressor 1 (gene SNAI1). The coding region runs from base 1228 to 2022 and encodes 264 amino acids. Gene Ontology annotation, biological process: regulation of DNA-templated transcription. Gene Ontology annotation, molecular function: RNA polymerase II cis-regulatory region sequence-specific DNA binding; DNA-binding transcription factor activity, RNA polymerase II-specific. Lineage: Eukaryota; Metazoa; Chordata; Mammalia; Eulipotyphla; Soricidae. The transcript has 3 exons. The record is from RefSeq and is a predicted model, not a curated record.
GCCUGAGUGGGGGGCACAGGGGUGCCAGUCCUCACCUCACAGGUGGGCUGGGCCCUGCGCCUUUAUUUCUCGGCCUCUGUCCCCACCCCAGCCCAGGUGUGUCUCCGUGAGAGCUGAGGGCGGGAACAGGGUCCCGUCUAGGCUAGAAGCGGGAGCGACGGCCCCGGGCAGGUGCGGGCACCCCUCGCCCGCCCUCUCGGCCGCGCUCCCACCUGCCCGGCGUGACCUCCCGCAGCCGAUUGAAACAGGUCCCUGCGCAGCUGAAGGCCCUUCCCGGCUCCCCCGUGCCCCCGGGCAAAGUCCAAACUCCUCCAGGCGCUGACCUGCAGGUCAGAUGUCACUCCCGGCCUGCCCACCCCGCCCCCAGCCGCGGCAGCUGCGCGGACGCACGAAGUCCUGUGCCCUGCAGUGUCCUCCCUUCUCGGGGCAGUGGCCCCUGGCCCGGCCCUGGCCUGUCCCUGCCCGGUGUCCGUCCCCCAGCCAAGCUCCCUUUGCAUUGUAACCAUUUGGCGCGUCUCACUUCGGCACGGGGCGGAGCGCCCUUGGGGCGAGACCCCGCGCGUCCGGUUCCAGGUGCAGCCCAGCUCCGGGAACAGUGCUCGGUGCCGCGGGCGCGCAGCGAACCGAUGCAAAGGACGUCGCACGUCGCUAGAUGCGCCUCCUCUGCCAGCGGCCCGGUCCCGGGGGUCCCCCGCGGACCCCACGCUGCUGGCCGGACCGGCGGAGGCAGGAAAUUUCCUCCGUCCCCUCCCCAGGCCGGAGGCGGAGGCGUUUUCGGAAAGUCAGGUGCCCGGACGCGCGGCACGAGGGGGCGCCCGGCGGGCAGCGGGAGGUGCAGCGCGAGCUCGGGUGGGUCCUUCCGUGGGUGCCCCGUGCCCCACCCAGCCCCGCAGCCCGUCGCCUCCAGGCAGCCCACGCCCGGCUCGUAGCGCCACGCGGCGCGGGUCCCGCCACCCCCGGCGCACCUGCUUGGGGCGUGGCCUCCGCGGGCGGCCCGCUGCGAUUGGCGCGGCGGCGGCGGCGGGGCGGGGCCUCCUCGAGCGGCCCGCUGCGAUUGGCGGGGAGGCGGGGGCGGGGCGGGGCCCCGGCCGCCCCGCCCUUCCCCGUGCUGGCGUAUUUAAAGGAGUUGGCGGGGCGGCUCCACUCACAGCGGUCCUGCACGGCCUCGCGGGUGGACCCUCCUGCUCCUCCGGCGCGCCCCGCUGCCCCCCGGCUGCCCCGGACACCAUGCCUCGCUCCUUCCUGGUUCGGAAGUCGUCCUGUCCCCGCCGGAGGCCCAACUACAGCGAGCUGCACGACUCCUGCCCAGAGCUGACCUUCCAGCAGCCCUACGACCAGGCCCACCUGCUGGCGGCCAUCCCGCCCCCGGAGGUCCUCAACCCCACGGCCUCCCUGCCCACGCUCAUCUGGGACUCCCUGCUGGCACCGCGGGCGCCGCCGCCGAGCUGGGCGGCGCUGCUGCCCUCGGACCUGCCCCAGGCGGCCGAGCUGACCUCGCUGUCGGACGAGGACAGCGGGAAGGGCUCGCAGCCCCCCAGCCCGCCCUCGCCGGCCCCCUCGUCCUUCUCCUCCACCUCCGCCUCCUCCCUGGAGGCCGAGGGCUACGCCGCCUUCCCGGGCCUGGGCCCGCUGCCCAAGCAGCUGAGCGGGCUGGCCCUGGCCAAGGACCCCCAGGCCCGCAAGGCCUUCAACUGCAAGUACUGCACCAAGGAGUACGUCAGCCUGGGCGCGCUCAAGAUGCACAUCCGCAGCCACACGCUGCCCUGCGUGUGCGACACCUGCGGGAAGGCCUUCUCCCGGCCCUGGCUCCUGCAGGGCCAUGUCCGCACGCACACAGGUGAGAAGCCGUUCUCCUGCACCCACUGUAGCCGCGCCUUCGCCGACCGCUCCAACCUGCGGGCCCACCUGCAGACGCACUCGGACGUCAAGAAGUACCAGUGCCCCGCGUGCGCACGCACCUUCUCCCGCAUGUCCCUGCUGCACAAGCACCAGGAGUCGGGCUGCGCGGGGGGCCCCCGCUGACCCCGAGACAGCCCCCCACCCCCGCCGGUGCCAGAAGGAAGGACCCUCGGACGUCGACCCCCGCAGCUGAGGGCCACUUCCCCUGGCCUCUGCCGGGCGCCUCCGCGGGCUCAGCACUUCCCUGGACGUUUCUGGACGGCGGAUGGGAGAGCGACUCGCAGGGGACACCCCUCCCGGGCCACCCCUGCUCUGGUGGCCCUGCGGUGGCCUUUCUGCCGUGUGUGUGUAUCCAAGGAGGCUUGGAUACGGCUGCUCUGAGCUGCAGGGCAGAGGCAGAGACGCUCAGGAGGCCCCGCCCCACACGGGGUGGGGGGUAUCCUGCCACCCCCCAAGAGGCGGAACUGACUUGGGGACCUCCCGGAGCCUGCAGGGUGGUCCCUGACACAAGAUGCGCCUUGCCUGGACUCCUGGACGCCCCCCGGCCCGGCAGCUCUCAGCCCCUUUUGUCCCAGCCGCGGCACCUGUUUCCUGGGAAGCGUGUGUGAGCGUGAGUGUGUGUGUGUGUGUGAGAGAGUGUGACUGUGUUGGGGGGGGGAGGCCCACAGCCCGCUGUGUCUCCCAGAACUAUUUCGGGGCCCCGACAGCUGGGCCUGGGAGCGAUGUUUACAUUUUUAAAGGUACACUGGUAUUUAUAUUGCAAGCAACAUUUUGUACUCAGAAACCUUUUGUAUAGUUAAGUACAGUUUAUUGAUAUUCAAUAAAGUGGCUAAUUUAUAGA